This is a messenger RNA of Chrysochloris asiatica (Cape golden mole), 1086 nucleotides long. It is a transcript of the gene PPP1R3G, whose product is annotated as protein phosphatase 1, regulatory subunit 3G. Gene Ontology annotation, biological process: regulation of glycogen biosynthetic process. Gene Ontology annotation, molecular function: glycogen binding; protein phosphatase 1 binding. NCBI's taxonomy places the organism in Eukaryota, Metazoa, Chordata, Mammalia, Afrosoricida, Chrysochloridae. The transcript has a single exon. The record is from RefSeq and is a predicted model, not a curated record. Gene Ontology annotation, cellular component: protein phosphatase type 1 complex. Bases 1 to 1086 code for a protein of 361 amino acids.
AUGGAGGCCUCAGGGGCUCAGCUCCUAAGUUUGGAGGUGCCGGGCGCUGCGCCUUUAGGAGAACCCCCGCCGGCCGAGGAGCUGCCCGCCUCGGAGGGGCCCUGUGUGGAGAGUAGCGAGAAUAGCAAUGGCCUCUCCGAGGCCCCUAACCCCAAUUCUCAGCCCGGCGCCAGCGUCCUGUCCGCUGAGGAAGAGGCAGCCUUCCAAGAGCAGGAGGAGCUGCUGGAAUGCCGCCGCCGCCACCGCGCGCGCUCCUUCUCCUUGCCCGCCGACCCCAUCUUGCAGGCGGCUAAGUUAUUGCAGCAGCACCCGCAGGCUGAGGGGCUGGACGCAGAAAGCCGUGAGCUGGCCGGGGCCUUGGCACCUAGUUCCGGCGACUGCUGCACGAAGUGCAAGAAGCGGGUGCAGUUUGCGGACGCGCUGGGGCUGAGCCUGGCCAGCGUGAAGCAUUUCAGUGCGGCCGAGGAGCCGCAGGUGCCGCCCGCCGCACUCGCCCGCCUCCGAAGCUUCCCCAUGCGCGCCGAGGACCUGAAGCAGCUCGGAGGCCUGCUGGCCAAGGCAGCGGCAGCGGUGAAAGCGGCCGCGCCCCCUUCGCCCCGGUUGUGGCCGCUCUUCCAGCUCCCCGAGCCGGGGGCCGCUGCUGAACGCCUACGGCGGCAGCGCGUUUGCCUGGAGAGCGUGGACUGCUCUGCGCCCUGGGGCGCGGAGGUGACAGGCUCAGGCCGGGUACUCGGAGGUCCUGGCCCGAAGGCUGUGACUGUGCGCUACACCUUCACCGAGUGGCGCUCCUUCUUGGAUGUGGCUGCAGAGUUGCAGCCUGAGUCAGAGGAGCCGCAGUCGCCAGAGGUGUCAUCGGGGGUCGUCAGGCUGGAACCCGGGUCCGGGGAUGGCGAGGAGGAACCGGGCGCCGAGCGUUUCCACUUCUCUCUGUGCCUGCCGCCAGGCCUAAUGUCCGAGGACGUGAACGUGACGGGUCCAGCUGUCCACUUCGCCGUCCGCUACCGCUGCGCGCAGGAUGAGUACUGGGACAACAACGCCGGAGCAAACUACACACUAAGCUUCGCGCGCAGGACGGACGGGCUCUGA